AUGUUUGGAAUUGUAUUUUGGCAGACUGGAUCAACCAUUAAACAACAACAAGAUAUAUUCAACAUACUAGGGCUUAUAUACGGAUCAGCAUUGUUUCUUGGCUUCAACAACUGUUGUAUCUUACAACCGGUUGUGGCAACAAAGAGGAUUGUUCUCUGCCGAGAAAAGGCAGCAGGCACAUACUCUACGUUGGCCUAUGCCAUAGCUCAGGUGGCAAUUGAAUUGCCUUACAUGCUUGUCCAAGUGUUCAUAUUCGCGACAAUAGUAUACACAAUGAUUGGAUUCCAGAUGACCGCCAAUAAGUUCUUUUGGUUUCUACUUUACAUGGUGCUAAGCUACAUGUACUACACACUCUUCGGGAUGAUGACAGUGGCACUAACACCGAACAUUGAGAUAGCUUCUGGAUUGUCCUUCCUUAUCUUCAUCUUUUGGAACAUCUUCUCCGGCUUCAUGAUCGGAAGAGAGAUGAUCCCUGUCUGGUGGAGGUGGGUGUAUUGGGCAAACCCAGCAGCAUGGACGGUGUACGGACUCAUGUUCUCCCAGCUUGGUGAUCGGACAGAGCCAAUUCUUGUACCUGGACAACCAAACCAGACAGUGCGGGAGUUCCUCGAGGGCUACCUUGGCCUCGAGGACCACUACUUCAACCUUAUCACGUACCUUCACGUGGUCGUCAUCGCCUUCUUCGCCUUUAUCUUCUUUAUCUCCCUAAAGUAUCUCAAUUUCCAACGGAGAUAG
Molecule: messenger RNA, 735 nt
Organism: Triticum turgidum subsp. durum (durum wheat)
Lineage: Eukaryota; Viridiplantae; Streptophyta; Magnoliopsida; Poales; Poaceae
Source: the annotation of a GenBank genome assembly